AUGAAGGAUCGGAUACCCCGCCCCGCGGGACGCACCGGGCGCUUCCGCAGGGAGUUCGACCGGGCUGACCGCGCGGGGCACGGCAGGCAUAAGAUCCUCGCCGAGUGCGUGGGUCCGUUGGCUGUCGCGGGCGCCCCGUCGGGCAACGAGCUGGGCGAUUGCAGCGGAGAUGCGAUGAGGCGGCACCAGUUCGAGGAGUGCUCGAGGGAGCGGUCCGCUGAGUUGUGCGAGAAGCUGGCGGCGCACCUCCGGGCCUUCCAGGCGCGGGUGGCGACGCAGGAUGGGGGGGUCCAGAGGACUGCGGGGAGCACCCUCGGAGCGGAGCUUGCUCGUGGAGCUGGCCACGCGGCGGCGCGGGAGGCCAAGGCCGUGACGCUGGCGCGCGGGCGCGCGGCUGCCAAGGCGAGGCGGGUAGGCGCCGAGCUCGCGGGGGAAGGGAAGGUGCGAGGCGGGGGGCCGCGCGGCAGCACGCACGGCAGCACGCGCCGCGCGCCGGGGCAUCCGAUGUUGUGCUCCAGGGCCGCCUGCCGCCGGGCCCUCGCGGUCCGGGCGCGCGCCCAGGGGCGCGGGUUCGCUGGCGGAGGGCAGGCGGAGACGGUGCCGCAGUUCUGGCGGGAAUACAAGGACCUGGAGGCCAAGCGUCGCCGGAGGCAGCCCGCCGCUGGGGAGAAGAGGAGGCACGACCCGCGGGCGGCCGCCGAGGAGGAGCCCCCCCUGUUCGGAGGGCGCCAGGACCUGGACGAGCUGCUUCGCGGGCAGGAAGCCAAGGAGCGGCACUCCGCGGGGCAGGACCGGCACGGGGAGGCCCGCGGCGGCCGCGGCCCGCGGGUGCGGGUCUCCCGCGCGGGGCCCAGGAAGCAGCCGGCGGGCGCGGGGCCAGAGCCCGAGGACGACCUGGAGGUCGGCAUCCGGGAGGUGCAGCCCGACGCCCGCCAGGGCGGCGGCGACGCGCCGCUGCCGGCCAUGCCCCCGGGCCCGCUCGGCCCCGCAGCGCAGCGGCUCCUGGCGUGCCGCAGCGCCGGGGCGCUGCUCGCGGAGUGGGAGGGCCUGGCGGCGGCGGAGCCCGAGGCCGAGGCCCCGCCCGGCGCGCAGCAGGCGGAGCUCGUGCUGGCGCUGCAGCUGCUGGGGCGGUGGGCGGGCCGGGCCGCAGAGCGCGGGCAGCUGCUGCGCGACGCGCGCCUCGCGCGGGCCCUGGAGGCCCUGCAGCGCGCCGUGCCGUGGCUGGAGCCCUGGGCGCUCGCGGGCGGCCUGUGGGGCUGCGCGGGGCUCGGAGGGGCGCGGGCCGCCGCCGAGUGCUCGCAGGCGCUGGUCCGCGCCGCGGCCGGGCGGCUGCCCGAGCUCGGGGCCGAGGAGGCGGGGCUGGCGCUGCGCGCCCUGGCGCGGGGCCGGCAGCUGCACCGCUCCAAGGACUCCCUGCAGCUGCGCGACGGGCUCGUGGCCGCGGUCAUCCGGCAGGGCGAGGGCCUGGGGGCCCCCGGCGCCGCGGCGCUGGCGCCGGCCCUGGUGCAGCUGCGGGUCACGGAGCCGAAGCUGCUAGACGUCAUCGCCAGGCGCGUGGGGCAGGACGGCCGCACCCUGCAGGUGCAGGACAUGGCGGCCGCCUCUGCCAGCCUGGCGGCCCUGCGCGUGUUCCAUCCCACCGUCACGGCGCAGGCCCUGAAGAGUGUCGAGGCGGGCGUCCACCUGUGCACGCCGCGGGGCGUGGUGCAGUUCUGCGUGGCGCUGUGGAACGCGGAGGACCCCGCCGCGUUCCGCGACUUCCUCCAGCCGGCGGCCAGAUCCUUCAUGAUGGACUUCGGGGCGCGCGAUCUGUGCACGGUGGCCGAGGCGUUCUGCAGGGCCCAGGUCUCCGACGCGGACUUCUUAGCGGACCUUGCGUUCAGCUUGACGCCGAAGAUCGGCGACAUGGGUGCCCACGAGGUGUCAGUCGCUCUCAACGUCUUCGCUCCGGUGGCAUACACAACCCCCGAGUUGUUGCCUGGGGUGGCGGGGCGCGCGCGCACCCUGGUCGACGAGCUCUCACCGCGUCAGGUGGCGAGAACGCUGCGGGGGCUCGCGAAGUGUGGCUACGGCGACGCAGCCCUGUUCGCUGGGUUGCGCGAGCGUGCCGUGCAGUUGGCGCGCGUGCUCUAUGGUACGCACGCCACCGACGCGCUCCUGGCGCUUGCUCAGGCUGGGCAUUUGGACGGACCUUCUGUGAGCACGCUGCUCGGAGUCGUGGGCCGCAGCUUGGGCAGCAUGACCCCAAUCGACCAUGUCGCGGUGCUCUACGCGGUGGCGCAGUUGCCACCAGAUCUACAGAUGAACGCCCCAGAAGGCCUUGUAGAUGAGUUGCUGUUGGCACUCCGGCGAAAGCGCUUCGCAGAAUGGCGGAUGGACCCCGAAGCUUUGGUGCAUUUGUUGCAGGCGCUUCGGGGCUUACGCAUGCAGGACGAGGUGCUGCUGGACAGCCUCCUCGAGCGCUUGCCGCGCGUCCUGCGAUACUCUGAGUGCAGCCAGUCGCUGCCGCUGCUAGUCCAGCUGGUGGACUGCUUGGGUGACCUCCCGUCGCCGAGCAGCUUGCAGGUCCGAAUGCACCUACACCGCAGGCCGAAGCUUCUCGCUGCGCUCAAGGAGUGCCUCGGCGCGCACUUUAACAGGAAGCUGGACCUCGAAAGCGGGGUGGUGUUGGCGCGGGCUCUUGCCCGCACAGGAUACGAAGACGCCCCGCUACAGGACUGGCUCGACCGCCUCAUCCCAGAGGUCGAGGCGCGACUGGAGUUCCUGGACCCUUCGCUCGUCUGCGACCUGUGCUUCGCGCUCGCGGAGAUGAACUGGAACCCCGCGUGGAACCUCAAGUGCGUGCGCCGCUUCGUCAGGAAGCGCUACCCCGACCGGGCCGUGUUCGGCGCGGCGGACGCCAGCGCGGCGGAGGCGGAAGAGGAGGACGACGAGCGGGAGGCGGAGGAGGCCGCUGGAGCGCCCACCAUCGGCUCGUUGGCAGCCGGAGCUUGCUCCGGGCCUCUUCCGGGGGAGGCCCUGCUGCGGCUGGCCUGGGCACUCGUGGCCCUCAACGAGGAGCUGCCCGCGGCGCUGCUAGAGGAGCUCCACGCGGCGUUCGGGGGCUCGUUGCCGGAGGGCAGGUGCGGGACCGGGUUGCGGCUGUUGCAGGACGUUGCCCAGCACCACGGCCUGGCGAAGGGGGCGGCCGAGCGACUACCUGAACUGCCAUCUGCUCAGGAGCAGGCGCCCGCGGAGGUGGUGGAGUGGUUGUCCCUGGCGCGAGAGGUGCCUCGCGGGGACCUCUUCGCCUCUCAGCAGCCGCCCAGGGCCCAGCGGCGGGAGCGGCGCCUGGCCAUGCCGCACCACGCCUACCCGUACGAGCAGUGGCUCUCGGGUGCCUUGCGCAGCCUGCGGAUCCCGCACGAGGCGGGCGCGCCCAUCGGGCCGCACCGCGUCGCGGUGAAGUUCCGCCGGCAGCGGCACGCCAUCGACGUCCUCGGGCUGGCGGACAUCUCCGCGCCGUCGAGACGCACCCGCGGCGCUGCUGAGGUGAGGCGGCGGCAGCUCAUGCAGCUGGGGUGGGUCGUGCACCCCCUCACGAUCUUCGACCUCUACAAUGCCGUCCGCAGCGGGAGCGCUCGCCUCCUUGUGUCCAAGCUCCUGAGCUCCUUCGACCCAGACGCCGCGCGCCGCGCGUCCUUCCGGGGCUCCUCUCUGAGGCCAGCGCGGGCGCCCUCCCGCGCAGCUGGUGGCGAGGACCCCGACGGCUGGCUCCCAGACGACGCGGAGGGCGAUGCCGCCGAGGACCCGGACAUGCCAGGGGUGCUCGGCAUCCGCCACGAUCCCCGGGCAACGCUGCAAGCCAGGGCCGCCCUCGCCGCCGCAGGCUGCCAGGCCAGCGGGUCUGGAUCCGCGGCGGAGGUCGACCCCUGUAGCGCCCAGUGGCGCUGCAACGCGGACUUGAAGCUGGUGCUCGGCGGCGCCCCACCGCAGAACACCGCGACAGAUAUAGCACGGCCGACCACAGAGCUACUACCAGCGUCGGAGCAUGUUCGUGAUGAGUGCGGCCGCGAGGUCAUAUCUUCCACGGUCGAGCAGCGCUUCCAGGCCGACGGCGCGCCAUCUUCUGCAGCUCAGUCGCCAGGCAUUCGGCGGUCGUUUGCCUCGUGA
Prorocentrum cordatum is the source of this 4152-nucleotide messenger RNA. The record is from the annotation of a GenBank genome assembly. NCBI's taxonomy places the organism in Eukaryota, Dinophyceae, Prorocentrales, Prorocentraceae.